Messenger RNA from Spinacia oleracea (spinach), 1785 nucleotides. RefSeq names its product protein FAR-RED IMPAIRED RESPONSE 1-like. The transcript has 7 exons. Lineage: Eukaryota; Viridiplantae; Streptophyta; Magnoliopsida; Caryophyllales; Amaranthaceae. The record is from RefSeq and is a predicted model, not a curated record. Bases 1 to 1785 code for a protein of 594 amino acids.
AUGGAAAACCUAAUUCAAAGUGUGAUUCAAUCAACUCAAAUAAUUCAAGUUCCGGUUGAACCUGAUAUUCAAGAUGCAACAAUGGAAGAAGUUCUCAACAAUUGCAUAGAAAACAAUGCUUUGGCAGAGAAACGUGAAGAAGAAGAGUCAACUAACGACAUCGAAGCUGAAGAACAACAAAUUAUUUCUGAUUCUGAAGUGGAGGAAGUUCUAGGUUUCUACCAAAAACAUGCUAGUGCAAUUGGAUUUUCCAUAAGGAAAGGAAACAUGAGAUUCAAAGUUGGGACAAGAAUCGUGCUUGAAAAGACAUUUCUUUGUUCAACAGCAGGAGUAACAAACAAUGGAAAGAACAAAAAGAAAAAGUGGAAACAAUUGUUCCUGUUGUGCCCAAAAAGAAGAGAAAACCAAGGUCUGUCAUCCACGGCUUCCUUUAACUACAUGGAAAUUGAAGCUGGAGGUGAAGAAAAUUUAGGACAAUCGAAGAAAGACCAUCUAAAUUACUGCACGAGGUUAAAAAUGAAGCAAAUAGAAGGAGGUGAUGCACAAGCAGUAACUGACAUAAUGUAUUUAGAGGUUGAAGGUGACCCAAACUUCUUUUUUAGAUUUAUAUUGGAUGAAAAAGGCAAAUUGAGGAGUUUGUUUUGGAGGGACUCUAUGAUGAUGGAAGACUAUGGAAUUUUUGGAGAUAUAGUGGUUUUUGACACAACCUAUAGAACAAACAGGUAUAACCUAAUUUGUGCUCCAAUAGUUGGAAUAAACAACCACUGGAACAAUUGCAUGUUUGGUUGUGCAUUCAUAGGAGAUGAAAAGAUUGAGUCGUUUGUGUGGCUUCUACAAACUUUCAAAAAGUCAAUGGGGGGAAAAAGUCAAAUAUCAAUCUUUACAGAUCAGGAUGCAACAAUGAACAAUGCCACCAGUCAGGUCUUUCCGGAUGCAAGACACAUAUUAUGUGUAUGGCAUUUGCAUCAGAAUGCUAUUACAAGAUUUGGGGCAUUGAAACGAGAUCCAACUUUUAAGAAGACAUUCAACUAUUGCUUGUAUAAGUGUGUCACAGAUUUGAGAGAAAAAUGGUGCCCUGCCCUAAGCAAAGACUUCUUUUCAGCUGGGAUUUUAUCUUCACAACGAAGUGAAAGCACUAAUCACGUCAUCGGAUUUAGAGCAAACAGAACAACAAGUUUAACUGAUUUCUAUAGAUUGUUCAAAGGAACAAUACAACGUUGGAGAAGUAGAAAAAAGCAAGCUGAAUUCUCUUGUAGUAAAUCAGUUGCAUCCUCGGCUUUACCACUAUCUGGAUUGCUAAAACAUGCAUCAGAAGUUUACACGUUGUCACUAUUCAGAGACUUUGAGGAGGAAUUUGGAUAUUCGAUUGCAACAACAACAAAAUUAAUUUGGAUACAAGGUAAUACUCAGUUUUAUGUUGUGUCCAUUGAUGAAGAACCUUGGUCUGCACAGAGAGUAACAUACAUCCACGAGAGCCAGACAUACAUAAAAAAGAGGUGGACAAAAUCUGCCAAGUCAUCGGUUUGGAACAAAUUAGAAAAUGAAAAUCCAGAAGAGGUCCAGUACACACCUUGGCGCCAAACCAUGGCUAGGAAAUACUACAACCUUAUCUUGAAAAUCCAGUCAAAUGAGGAGACAAGAACCCUUAUAGAGGAUGGUUAUGCCGCUAGUGUGUCUCUGGUUGAUGAACUUCUAGCAUCAUUGAAUCUUUCAAAUACUGAAGAUGCUUCAACCACACAAACAAGUGCAACAGCAACACCUGAAACAGGCACAUCACGAGCAUAA